GCCAUUAAUUAAACGCCCUUCUCCUCCCUCACAAUCCCUGCAUAAGUAGAAACGCGCGUUACCCAUUCGAUGAAAUUCCCCAGAGAGUUCCCUUCAGAAAUUUCCCAUUUAUUUUUCGGUCCCUUUUAAUCGUAUACUAGUUCUGAUCCGAUUUUACUCGACGUUCGCAUCGAGUCAAAUCGCAUUUAUAGUUUGUAAUUAUUUAAGUUUUGUUUUGGCUCAAGCAUAUUUUGCGAACAUAUAUUAACCAAUGGAUUCUUCUUCCUCCAACAACUAUUUUAGACUUGGAUUUCUUUUUGGCGUGUUAAGUUGUUUGUUGUUACGGAAUUGCUUUGCCGGUAAUUUGCCCGCCAAUUUUGUUUUUGGGGAUUCAUUGGUUGAUGUCGGAAACAAUAACUAUAUUGCGACUUUAUCGAAGGCUAAUUACCGACCAAAUGGUAUAGAUUUUCCGAGUCAUCAACCGACCGGCCGUUUCACGAAUGGGCGAACAAUUGUUGACAUACUAGGUCAAGAAUUAGGCUUGGGUGGAUUCUCUCCUCCUUACUUGGCGCCGGAUACGGUCGGAGAUGCGGUGUUGAAAGGUGUUAAUUAUGCGUCUGGGGGUGGGGGGAUUCUCAAUCAUACUGGGAAAGUUUUUGGCGGGCGCAUCAACUUGGAUGCACAGAUUGAUAACUUUGCGAACAAUCGGCAAGAUAUAAUCUCAAGCCUCGGGAUGUUGAAUGCUAUGAAUCUGUUAAGAAACGCUCUCUACUCAUUCACUAUAGGCUCUAACGACUUCAUCAACAAUUACCUUACUCCUGUAUUAUCUGUUCCCGAAAGAGCAGUAGUUUCCCCAGAAGCCUUUGUCGAGAGCAUGAUAUCAAAAUUUCGACAGCAGUUAACAAGGCUCUAUCUCCUGGAUGCGCGGAAAAUUGUCGUGGCAAAUGUCGGGCCCAUCGGCUGCAUUCCCUUCAUGAGAGACACGAAUCCGUCAGCGGGCAACAACUGCGUAGACCUCCCAAACCAAUUAGUGCAGUACUUCAACAAGCGGUUGAAGGAUCUGAUAAGCGAACUGAGCUCGAACCUCGAGGGAUCCCUUUUUUUGUAUGCCGACGUCUACCGCAUUGUAACGGAUAUCAUCGAGAACUACAGAGAUUAUGGUUUUGAUGCUGCAGAUUCUGCUUGCUGCUUCGUUGGGGGCCGAUUCGGAGGCCUAAUACCGUGUGGCCCGCCAUCGAAAGUUUGCCCCGAUAGGUCCAAGUACGUGUUUUGGGAUCCGUACCAUCCUAGUGAUGCGACUAACAUUCUCAUAGCUCGACGACUUCUCGAUGGUGAUUUAGCUGAUAUUUAUCCGAUAAAUGUGCGGCAGCUACUCAAUGCUUGAGAGUUAAUUCCUGCUCUCAAGAUCAGAUCAUGAGUAAAAUUCUUUAGAAAGCUGAUUACUUCAAUUCACUUAUAUUUCAUACAAGUGUGUCUUUUUGCAAAUGAGAUCUGCAGAAUUCAAUUACUUACAAUUAAGAUGUGUAUAUUUUCCUCCAUUUAUUGGAACCCUAGAUGUUUUUGAUGAUAGAGUAACAACAGUGUCCUAUUGAAAGUACAAUUGUGAGAUGUGCUUGUUACUGUAGAGAGAUCUAUUGCUUGAAAUUGGUACAAGUAAGCAACUAAAUUUUUUUGGAUUAACAUUAAAUA
Messenger RNA from Ananas comosus (pineapple), 1668 nucleotides. Its product is annotated as GDSL esterase/lipase At4g16230-like. Gene Ontology annotation, molecular function: hydrolase activity, acting on ester bonds. The coding region runs from base 251 to 1363 and encodes 370 amino acids. The transcript is spliced from 5 exons. The record is from RefSeq and is a predicted model, not a curated record. NCBI's taxonomy places the organism in Eukaryota, Viridiplantae, Streptophyta, Magnoliopsida, Poales, Bromeliaceae.